Uncinocarpus reesii 1704 is the source of this 465-nucleotide messenger RNA. RefSeq lists its product as uncharacterized. The transcript is spliced from 4 exons. Gene Ontology annotation, molecular function: dynein intermediate chain binding. NCBI's taxonomy places the organism in Eukaryota, Fungi, Ascomycota, Eurotiomycetes, Onygenales, Onygenaceae. Gene Ontology annotation, cellular component: cytoplasmic dynein complex; cytoplasm. Gene Ontology annotation, biological process: microtubule-based movement. Bases 1 to 465 code for a protein of 154 amino acids. The record is from RefSeq and is a predicted model, not a curated record.
AUGACCGUCGAAGCUGCACCAAACAAUUGCCCGGUUCCGCUCGAGGAACUGUCAAGAAUUGCGACAGAGGCAUGCGACACGGCGCUAGAAGGUGUUAGUAGCUAUGACCAUGACCAAGUCGGCCAAUGGAGCUCUCAGAUCAUCAACAAAAUCCUCCAAUCGCUCAUAUCAGCCACCACAUCCAACGACUCCACAUCCUCCCCUUCCCCUUCGGAUCCCAAGCAACCCUCGUUCCGCUUCACCGUGAACUGCACCAUCAUUCAGCAAGGCCUUACCGACCCGGUGCCCUCAGGUUCCAGCCCAGACCCAAGUUCCAGAGAAGCCACAGGCCGCCGCGGCAUGCACGCGGCGUCAGGCGCAUACUGGGAUGUCAAGCGCGAUGGGAUGUGGACGUAUAAAUACACGAAUGGCAUGGAGAAAGGACUGGAUCUAGUUUUGAACAUUGUUUGGUUCGGUUCGCUGUAA